AUGUCCAACGCAGGCAAUGUCAUCGGUGGCCACAAAGCCAACCUGAAUAACCCCAACACCUCUGAGGAGGCCAAGCAGCACUCCCGCGAGAUUCUUGAGAACGAGUUUGAUGGCGGCAACACUCAACAGCACUCCCAGGAGGGCAAGAAUCCCAACAACGUCGCGGGCGGCCUGAAGGCUACCAUCAACAACCCUCAGGUCUCGAACGAGGCGAAGGAGAGCGCGAAGGAACGCUUGAAUCAGAUGAAGUAG
Molecule: messenger RNA, 252 nt
Organism: Trematosphaeria pertusa
Lineage: Eukaryota; Fungi; Ascomycota; Dothideomycetes; Pleosporales; Trematosphaeriaceae
Exons: 2
Coding region: 1-252 (83 amino acids)
Cellular component (GO): cytoplasm
Source: RefSeq, a predicted model, not a curated record